AUGCAGUGUGAGGACCUGUCAGCCAGAGAUGAGUUCACCUACAGCCACAUGCCCACCCUGGAGAGAGGUGGCGGCUCGCUGGGACGGCGUGGAGACAGGGGACUGGAGAGAAGGCCAGACAGGGGGGAGCGGGACAGACCCGAGCGGGACAGCUACACAGUGGACGUGAGGGCCAGUGACCUGCAGCUGGCCCAGCCGGAGCAUCUAAAGCACCCCUGCUUCAGCUACAGGGCCUGGCUCUACAGUGUCCUCAUAGGGGGCAGUCUGCUCAUCACAUCUGGGUUCUCCCUGUACCUGGGAAACGUGUUUCCUGUUGCCAUGGACUACCUGCGCUGUGCUGCGGGCUCUGGUCUCCCUGCAGCCAUCGCCAGUUUUGCCAUCGCCAAGAACAGACAUGUUGCAGUGUCAGAUUUCCAGGUGGUCUAUGUGUCAACGUUUGCAGUAACAACCACCUGCCUGGUUUGGUUUGGCUGUAAACUGGUCCUGAACCCCUCUGCUGUCAAUAUCAACUUUAACCUCAUCCUGAUGAUUGUGCUGGAGGUGUUGAUGGCCAGCACUGUCAUCCUGUCAGCCCGCUCUGCAGAGGACUGCUGCUGCCACAGGAAGUCGGUGACAUAUGACAGACCUCUGGUUAUAACGCCUGCAGUGUUCCCGGCACGACUCCUCAAAGCAUAUUCUGUGAUUGAAAUGAUUGUGGGGAUCUCAGCUGUGUUCGGAGGCAUCAUUGCCCUCAACAUGGACGCUUUGCUACCAGGUCCCUACUUGUCUGUCACAUUUUUCUGGAUCCUUGUGGCUUGUUUUCCCAGUGCUAUUGCAAGCCAUGUUGUAUCAGAAUAUCCCAACAAAUGCCUGGUGGAGGUGCUGAUCGCCAUCAGCAGUGUGACGUCUCCCCUGCUCUUUUCAGCCUCGGGCUUCCUCUCUUCAAGCGUGAUCAGCUUCAUCGAAAUUUUCCUGUACGAUGUGCCCACAGAAAAGCAAUCCUAUGACAUCCUGCUGCUGAUUCUCAUGGUGCUGCUGCUGGUGCAGGCAGUUCUGACUUCAGCCACUGUGGUGCACUGUGCCUCCUACAAGAGUCAGCUCCGCAUGUGGGCUCCAGAGAGCGGAGAGGGCAUGCCCAUGCUGACCCAUUACUAUGAGCAGCAAGCGUCCAGUGGAGCGCAGGAUUUUGACAAAGACAGAGCUUGGAAGGCAGUUGUGGUCCAAAUGGCCCCGUGA
Molecule: messenger RNA, 1215 nt
Organism: Limanda limanda (common dab)
Lineage: Eukaryota; Metazoa; Chordata; Actinopteri; Pleuronectiformes; Pleuronectidae
Gene: mlc1
Product: modulator of VRAC current 1
Exons: 11
Coding region: 1-1215 (404 amino acids)
Biological process (GO): regulation of response to osmotic stress
Cellular component (GO): cytoplasmic vesicle; endoplasmic reticulum; plasma membrane
Source: RefSeq, a predicted model, not a curated record